UGCUUAUCUUUUGAUAUGUUAUUUUGCAGUGCUGGUCCCAAAGGUGAUAACAUCUAUGAGUGGAGAUCAACCAUCCUAGGGCCUCCAGGAUCUGUCUAUGAGGGUGGUGUAUUUUUCCUUGACAUCACUUUUACACCAGAAUAUCCAUUCAAGCCUCCAAAGGUUACCUUCCGAACAAGAAUCUACCACUGUAAUAUAAACAGCCAGGGAGUUAUCUGUCUGGACAUUCUGAAAGACAACUGGAGUCCAGCUCUGACUAUUUCUAAAGUUCUCCUCUCCAUCUGCUCACUCCUCACAGACUGCAACCCUGCCGACCCCUUGGUGGGAAGUAUUGCCACUCAGUAUAUGACCAACAGAGCAGAACAUGACAGAAUGGCCAGACAGUGGACCAAGAGAUACGCUACAUAAACGGGGUUUCCACAAUUCCUACAUUAUUUGUCUGUCACAGAGAGAGCUGCUUAUGAUUUUGAAGGGAUGGGGGAGGGUGGGAGUUGAUAAAGAGUAGGGUAUUUCUAUAACAGAUAUUAUUCAGUCUUAUUUCCUAAGAUUUUGUUGUAACUUAAGGUAUCUUGCUACAGUAGACAGAAUUGGUGAUAGCAACUUUUAAACUCAUUAGUUUGCGAUAUUAGCUGAAAUGUAGUGCACAGAGGAAGCACAGUUGGGCUCAGUUGCUUGUAGUCUGUACAUUUAAAACAAUUUGAUUUCAUACAGGUUACAGACAUUGCCAUUUAUAUGAAGUCCUUGUAAGACCACAUUGUUUUAUGAAUCAGAUUUAUUUUCCCUUUUUAGAGGGGAAUUGGUAACAGUUUUUAGAGACUGUCAUCAUAUAUAUAUAUAUAUAUAUAUGAUGGACACCUGGCUAUGAAACACCGUAUAGGAAUGAGUAGUUGUGUAUUUUAUUUUAUAUGCCUGUCUACUUUAUUGUGAAAGAUUAGAGGUUUGAAUCAGAACUUGUGGAAACCUGUAGUAAAAUACCUUAAGCUGUUAACUGUAAGGCGUGGAAUAGGAGUUACUCAGUGGAUUGGGUCUAUGUUGUAGACGACUUAAGUCUGCAUUUGUUACUGUGCUAAUAAACAAAAUUAAAACAACCA
Erinaceus europaeus (western European hedgehog) is the source of this 1091-nucleotide messenger RNA. Its product is annotated as ubiquitin-conjugating enzyme E2 E1. The transcript has 3 exons. Bases 16 to 408 code for a protein of 130 amino acids. Gene Ontology annotation, molecular function: ubiquitin conjugating enzyme activity. Lineage: Eukaryota; Metazoa; Chordata; Mammalia; Eulipotyphla; Erinaceidae. The record is from RefSeq and is a predicted model, not a curated record. Gene Ontology annotation, cellular component: nucleus. Gene Ontology annotation, biological process: protein polyubiquitination.